GUCUGAAAUGGACCGUUGCUGCGUCGCACCGCGGUAGUCGGUCCACUGACAGCUCACAAAAUUAAGCGAAGUCGUGGGACCUCGGGGACUUCUUGCCGCUGGCAGACCUUCUGUCAGGACCCCUUCUCCGUGCUGCUUGGGUGUUCUCAGUCAUAAAGUUCAUGACGGUGGCUGACGGUGACACUUUAGCGCUCAUCAUGCCCGUGCGAGCAGAGAGCCUCAGCAGCGCCGGCUCGGCCUGCUCAUCCUCGGCCUCUCUUGUUCCCCCUGCCCCGAUCAACACCUUCCAGCCCGGGGCGGCCUCCUCGCUGCUGUACAGCGGCUCACAGUUUCAGGGUUAUCAGAAGAGCAAAGGCAACUCCUACGACGUUGAGGUUGUUUUGCAGCAUGUGACUGUGGAGGACUCGUAUUUGUGUGGAUACCUGAAGAUCAAAGGCCUGACUGAGGAGUAUCCAACUCUCACGACAUUCUUUGCUGGUGAAAUAAUCAGUCGAAAAAGGCCUUUUUUAACCAGGAAGUGGGACGCAGACGAGGAUGUGGACAGAAAGCACUGGGGCAAGUUCCAGCCUUUUUCCAAAUAUGCCAAAAGCUUCAACUCCGAUGACUUUGACUAUCAAGUGCUGGACAACAGCGAUUACGUCUUCAUGAGGUGGAAGGAGCAGUUUCUAGUACCAGACCACACUAUCAAAGACAUCAGCGGUGCCUCCUUCGCUGGCUUCUAUUACAUCUGUUUCCAGAAGUCCACAGCGACUAUAGAGGGUUAUUAUUACCAUAGGAGCUCAGAAUGGUACCAGUCUUUAAACCUAAACCACGUCCGUGAGCACAGUAUGCCUAUUUAUGAGUUCCGGUGACGACUGCACACGCGAGCACCGAGUCAAAGAGGGAACAGUUCCCGCUGCUCUGCGGUUCAAUGGGAUGGAAACAACGGAGAGUCCUUCAGUGCCGAGAUCAGAGCUGACCCGUCUCCCUCGCUGCAGGGACAUAAACCGUGGUCAGCCUCUCCUGUGGUGGACCGACCGAACGAAGGCACCGAGAGGGAGCAGUUUAUAGGACGGUAAAGAUCAGUGGAGGAUACACGGUUCUUGCGGCAACUGUAGAGCUAUUUACCUCAGAUUUCAUCUUUUUAUAGUAUUUUGGUCUGUUUUUGUUUUGUGCCACCUGAUUUCUUUGCGCUCUCAAAGAAUCCGUCUUCCUGUUGUUGCACAUUGAAACAUGUUCCUUUCUUUUUUCCUUCAGUGGAGAAACAUAAUUGCCUUUCAGCUUAGAGUUGCAAAAGAAAAGAGCCUAGAGGGGGUGUGUUUGUGUGAAGAAUAUUUGUUUGCCAAGGCUUAAUUUACAUCAUCUAACAUCCCCUCUGACAGCCAUGAGCAGUAAUCUACUUUUUUUAUGCAAGGUCGUUAGGACCGUGGGUGGUGGUCUGGCGUUCAGGGAGGUGUUCUAAGGGGGAACGUAAUGAAACCAACAGUGUGUGACGGUCGGCUGUGAUGGGAAUACAGCAACAAUGACCCCCGACAGGUUGUUAAUAAUCAAUAACCAAUCAUUUCCAAGCUGCUGCUUUUUCAAAGACAAUGACAAGUCUGCAAAUGGCUUCAUAUUAAAAAUGUCUGUUAUGCAAACCCACAAAUAGGGAGGCUUUCUAAAAACGCAUAGCUUGUUUUAUUUCCAGGAGAUUUAUCUUCUUCUAUUUUUAUUAUAAACUUCUUUGAGUUAAUCUGCAUAAGAAAAAAAAGAGAUACCGUAGUAAUUACCAGCUUUUGAAGCUCAGACAUGUGACCAUACAUUCCAACUCAUUUAUAUUAAAACAUGUAAAGUUGGAUAUUAAUAGUUGGGGAAUAAUGCAGAGUUAGCCUGGUUGGGUGUGUUAAGAUAUGACAACACAACAAUGCAGUGAUUUGAUAAUCUUCAACACAGUCCAGGGAUAAAAUCUCAAUUUUAUUUCUUAGUUUUAGUCUGGUCACAUUUGUCCUUUUUAAUAUUAUUUCCAUCUUCAGUUUAUUUGUGGCUGGAUGAGGAACGCACAACAGUUGAAUGUAAACAAGCAACACACAACGCGCUUGUCUACGACGCGUUACUAUUUCAUCCUCGGCGGAAAAUGUGACAGAUAGAAAAAGCACUUUUUGUGGCUCACGGAGAAAAGUCUAGAGCUUGACGUUUAAGCGAAAAACCUGAUGCCUUAAAAUUUUAAAUUGUAAAUAUCAACGACAAAUUAGUAGGUAAGUAAUGUUUUUAUUUGAACAAAAUCGUGAGAGUAUAUUUCUGUGUUUGGGAGAACCUGCCUGAGGAGCAGUUGAUGUGGAGUUGUGCGAUGGUGCGUGCAUGUACUCGCUUAGAGGCUUCCAACAAGGGGGUGUGUUGGGAAAUGGGGAAUAAUCUUUUCUCUUUUGUUUGUAUGUGGAUUGCAAGUGUUGCAAUCCAAUCGUUGAAAAAAAACUUAAUUACUUUUCUUUUUUUUAUCAAUCAUGUAACAGAAUGAAAAUGUGCAAUGUCAGAGAAACAGAUGUUUAUUUGUGAGUUUUGACUGAAUACACUUUAUUAAGAAAAAAAAAGCUGUAUGAUAAAUCUGCCUCAUCGUGUGAGGAUAAAUAAAGAGUGGGUUAUGUCAUAUAGA
This is a messenger RNA of Gasterosteus aculeatus aculeatus (three-spined stickleback), 2608 nucleotides long. RefSeq names its product GID complex subunit 4 homolog (gene gid4). Gene Ontology annotation, cellular component: GID complex. Gene Ontology annotation, biological process: protein catabolic process in the vacuole; negative regulation of gluconeogenesis; protein targeting to vacuole. The record is from RefSeq and is a predicted model, not a curated record. NCBI's taxonomy places the organism in Eukaryota, Metazoa, Chordata, Actinopteri, Perciformes, Gasterosteidae.